Messenger RNA from Auxenochlorella protothecoides, 966 nucleotides. Its product is annotated as Succinyl-CoA ligase [ADP-forming] subunit alpha-1, mitochondrial. Gene Ontology annotation, biological process: tricarboxylic acid cycle. Gene Ontology annotation, cellular component: succinate-CoA ligase complex (ADP-forming); mitochondrion. Bases 1 to 966 code for a protein of 321 amino acids. The record is from RefSeq and is a predicted model, not a curated record. The transcript is spliced from 3 exons. Gene Ontology annotation, molecular function: succinate-CoA ligase (ADP-forming) activity; succinate-CoA ligase (GDP-forming) activity. NCBI's taxonomy places the organism in Eukaryota, Viridiplantae, Chlorophyta, Trebouxiophyceae, Chlorellales, Chlorellaceae.
AUGCAGCGUCUGCAGAGGGUUGCCGCACAAGCCUUGGCCCCGCUGGGGUCCCGGCUCCUGAGCACCGCCGAGACCCCCGCCGUGUUCGUGGACAAGACCACCCGGGUGAUCGUACAGGGGUUCACCGGCAAGAACGGGACCUUCCACUCCCAGCAGGCCAUCGACUACGGCACCAACAUGGUCGGGGGUGUGACACCCAAGAAGGGCGGCACCACCCACCUGGGCCUCCCCGUGUUCGACACGGUGGCGGAGGCACGGGCGGCAACGGGGGCCACCGCCACUGCCAUCUACGUCCCGCCCCCGUUUGCCGCCGCGGCCAUCAUGGAGGCGCUGGAGGCGGAGAUCCCCCUCAUCGUCUGCAUCACGGAGGGCAUCCCCCAGCACGACAUGGUGCGCGUGAAGAAGGCACUGAGCCAGCAGAGCGCGUCGCGGCUCAUUGGGCCCAACUGCCCCGGCAUCAUCAAGCCCGGGGAGUGCAAGAUCGGCAUCAUGCCCGGCUACAUCCACACCCCGGGUCGCGUCGGCGUCGUUUCCCGCUCCGGCACCCUCACCUACGAGGCCGUGUUCCAGACCACGCAGCAGGGCCUGGGCCAGAGCACGGUGGUGGGCAUUGGCGGCGACCCCUUCAACGGCACCAACUUCGUGGACUGCCUGGAGCGGUUCGUGGCGGACCCGCAGACCGAGGGCAUCAUCAUGAUCGGCGAGAUCGGGGGCACGGCCGAGGAGGAGGCCGCCGACUUCCUCCGCGCCUCCGGCACUGACAAGCCCGUGGUGAGCUUCAUCGCGGGGCUGACCGCGCCGCCGGGGCGCAGGAUGGGCCACGCGGGCGCCAUCAUCUCGGGCGGGAAGGGUACCGCCGGGGACAAGAUUGCUGCGCUGGAGGCCGCGGGGGUCACCGUCAGCCAGUCCCCCGCCCAGAUGGGCGUCGCCAUGAAGAAGUUGUUUGAGGAGCGGGGACUGCUCUGA